Messenger RNA from Pungitius pungitius (ninespine stickleback), 1358 nucleotides. It is a transcript of the gene dio3a, whose product is annotated as iodothyronine deiodinase 3a. Gene Ontology annotation, biological process: thyroid hormone metabolic process. The record is from RefSeq and is a predicted model, not a curated record. NCBI's taxonomy places the organism in Eukaryota, Metazoa, Chordata, Actinopteri, Perciformes, Gasterosteidae. Gene Ontology annotation, molecular function: thyroxine 5'-deiodinase activity. The transcript has a single exon.
CAAGCCACAAGAUCGCGGCACAGCAUUCAAAUAUCGGGUAGUUAAACGUGACAAUGAAUACUAUAAAAUCUAUUAAAAAUGCAAUAGUCUGUCUCGCCUUGCUGCCCCGUUUUCUAAUGGCAGCAUUCAUGUUUUGGCUGCUUGACUUUUUAUGCAUCAGGAGAAGGGUUUUCCUCAGGAUGCAGCAGCGGGAGGGCGAUGCCAUCGACCCUCCACUCUGCAUGUCGGACUCCAAUCGGCUCUUUAGCCUGGAGUCCCUCAAAGCGGUGUGGCACGGGCAUAAGCUGGACUUCCUGAAGGCAGCGCACCUCGGGCACGCGGCGCCCAACACCGAAGUUGUUCAUCUGGAGGAUCGGCGGCGCGGCCACAUCCUCGAUUACGCGAAAGAGAAGAGACCGCUCGUCCUAAACUUUGGGAGUUGCACCUGACCGCCGUUCAUGGCGCGCCUGAAGGCUUUCCAGGGAGUCGCGCAGCAGAACGCGGAUAUAGCAGACUGUGUCGUUGUGUACAUCGAGGAAGCGCACCCCUCCGACGGCUGGAUGAGCACCGACGCGCCCUAUCAGAUCCCCAAACACCGGUGUCUGGAGGACCGGCUGAGCGCCGCGCAGCUGAUGCACCUGGAGGUGCCCGGCUGCCCGCUGGUGGUCGACAGCAUGGAAAACUCCUCCAACGCGGCGUACGGAGCCUAUUUCGACAGACUUUACAUCCUGCAGGAGGGGACGAUAGUGUACCAGGGUGGCAGGGGACCCGAGGGGUAUCGGAUCACAGAGCUCAGAGACUGGCUCCAUCAAUACAGAGAAACGCUGGGGAAAUCUAGUAAUCUAGUAAUUAGCGUGUAGAUGUGUUAACAUGUCAGUGUAGCUGCUGUGACGGAAAGAAAUGCUGCAUAUUGUUCAGUAUUGUAACUCCAAUUAGGUAGAUUUUCUCCGUCAAUAACGGUUUCAGUGUAUUUAUUUCUGAGCAACGUGCGCAGGAUGGGCUGCAGUAGACUCCCAUUGGACACCUAACGGUCCUGUUAGGAUCCAUCUACAAAGAGAUUUCUUUGAGCCUUCAUUGUAAGUCAACAAAAGUAUUUUGUGUCACAAGUUGUGUUUUUUUUAUUCGUAUUUUUUUCUCCUCGUGUACGUCCUUAAAGAACCCGCAGGCUGUUGAGAUGCGCGGAUCACUGAGCUCGUCAGUAUAUAGUGAAGUUCGGUUUGUAAAGGGGCUCAAUCCACAGAACCGAUGCUGAUGUUUUCAUACUGGAGAUCAUGUGUGAAGGUGCUGCUCUCUGCCCUGCGCGGGGCAAUUGUAUUGUAAAUAUUGUUCCGUUUUAUGGAUAUGUUUUUUAUAUAUAAUAAAAUCUUUUGAUCUACUCA